This is a messenger RNA of Amaranthus tricolor (Joseph's coat), 2160 nucleotides long. RefSeq names its product sm-like protein LSM7. NCBI's taxonomy places the organism in Eukaryota, Viridiplantae, Streptophyta, Magnoliopsida, Caryophyllales, Amaranthaceae. The transcript has 7 exons. Gene Ontology annotation, cellular component: spliceosomal tri-snRNP complex; Lsm1-7-Pat1 complex; U6 snRNP. Gene Ontology annotation, molecular function: RNA binding. The coding region runs from base 536 to 835 and encodes 99 amino acids. The record is from RefSeq and is a predicted model, not a curated record. Gene Ontology annotation, biological process: mRNA splicing, via spliceosome; nuclear-transcribed mRNA catabolic process.
UGAUACUGUAAUUCGCAAAAGUGCUAAACUUUAAGACCGUAAUUCGUAAAUUAUUUUUAUUUUAAAUACAAGAGUAUAAUUAUUUUUUAAUAAAAAGAAAAGAUAAAAAAAGUUUACUCUUGAAGUAAAUGGCACGAUAAGUGUUUUCGUCUUUAAGUCUAAAGUUAGGGGCGUAUUCGUUAUUACUGACGGCUAACAAAAGAACACCUUAAAUAAUCUGUGCUUAUCACCUAGUAUUUGUGCAAAUCUAAAAGAAAAUUGAGGAAAUAAAAAUUGGAAUUUGAAGGAAGUAAAAAUAUCCACAGUAACAGUAAAUUUAUUUUCCUAAUUGAAUACGAUGGCCCCGGCGGCGGCCCUGGGUGCGGACUGCCGAGGACUCAUAAUUUAUAGUAGUUUCUACUUUCUACUUCAGUCUUCAGUAGAACACCGAGUAGUCUGCAUAUAAUCUCCCUUCUCUCCCAGGCGCAUCGGUUGAACCACGCUGUUUCCUUCCCUGCAACGAGGAGGUUAACUACCAAUAAUAAACGUUAACAUCAUGUCUAGUCGUAAGGAAACAGUUUUAGAUCUUGCCAAGUUUGUGGACAAGGGGGUCCAAGUCAAGCUGACUGGUGGAAGACAAGUGACCGGCACACUAAAGGGAUAUGAUCAGUUGUUGAACCUUGUGCUAGAUGAAGCCACAGAAUGUCUGAGAGAUGCUGAUGAUCCAUUGAAGACCACUGAUCAGACAAGGCGCCUUGGUUUGAUUGUAUGUAGAGGAACAGCAGUGAUGCUUGUUUCCCCAACCGAUGGCACGGACGAGAUAGCAAACCCUUUCAUUCAGCCAGACGGUGCUUAGAGUGGGGCGAGAAAACCCUUUAUAGAAGGUCAGUCUUGUUUUAAUACUAAUGCAACUUUUAGAUAGGCUGGUUUGGCUAUUUGCCCGCCUUGUACUGCAUUUGUUUGUCUUUUUGUUGGCAAAUGAAAGAAUUUUUUAUUUGCCAAAAAAAAUUUGGUUGGAGUUCUAUUUUCUAUGUCAAUUAUUUUACCCACUAUUUUCUACAUAUAAUUAGUUUCUGUUUUACCCACUUUUAGAAUAUGCAACUUUAUAGGAAUGUCAUUUGUGUGAAAUAAACCUUCAAUUAAAAAAUCAAAAUUGUAUUGUACUCUGAUAUUUUGUAUUUGAAUAGUAACAAAAAGUUGUAUAAUAAUCUAACCUUUCACCCAUAAUCUCACAUUUGAAUUGUUUUUUAAUAAUUAAACUUUUGUCCUUAGAUUGCUAUCAGCAUAAACAUUUAUUUUAUAAUAAUUCAACUUUUGUCGUUACUUUGCUAUCAACAUACCCUAUUAGUAUACUGACAACAAAUUAAGAGCAAAAAGUUGGAUGGAUAGAAAAUAUUAAUUUAAAGUUGGAUUUUAUUAAAAAAAAUUUAAAGUUGGAUGAGUAAAAAGUUGAAUUAUUAAUAUUAAUUUUUCCUAAUAUUAAUAAUGAAAAAAAAUUAACAACUUUUUCACAAGCUAAUCAUGGGAUAAAAUAUCUAGUUCUUUUUAUUUGUCUAUGUUUCUAGACAACUAAACAUUGAUGGAUAGAAACAUGCAUGCAAGAGAGGAAUUUAUUCAAUUUUAGGUGGAGUUCGUUUGGGUUAUUGGUCUGAUAGUGAAUCAUUGGUCUAAUCAGGUUAUUUCGUGAAUCGUGACAUUAUGUGUACAGUUUUGUUUAUACUCAGAUCUUUUUAGGUUGGGUUGGGUUGGUUCCAAAUCCAAUUAAUUUUAAGGUCAUCUCUAAUAAAAGUUGAAAAAAAGUUAAUAGAAGUAGUGGAAACCAACUACCCUAACUGCUUGACAGGUAAGGCCGGCUAAAUGAUAGGAAUGAAGACAAGACAGCACAUUAUUCUAAAAUUUUGUAUACUCUUGAUUCUCCGGCCAGCCCGAUUCCAGCAAAAAUAGACGAUUUCCCAUCUCUUUCCCGUCUGAAUCAAAAUUCUUGCGCUUUUCUUGAUUCCCAUCCCUUUUUAUUUAUUUUGUUGUGCCAAUUAAUCUUCAGUUAACUUAAUUUUACAUCAUUUUAUGAAAAAAUUUUCACAUCAUAAUAUGAUAUCUUAUGAAUGAGACUUAAAACUUAAAAGUAGCUUGCAAAGAACAACCCAACAUGGGACCCAUACACUCCAAUUGCUCACAUAUGAC